UGUUGGGAAAGUGGGUGUCGCUGUGCACGCUGCUGGAGCAGCUUCAGAGCGAUGUGUAGAGGACUUUAAACGCACUGUGUCAUACAGUGGUGGAAGGACGGAGAUCGUGGAUCGUAUACUGCAACACUUCUGAUGCAAUGAGUCCGACCGUUUCCAUCCUGAUCCAAUGUGUCUGACGAUUCACUUACCGCGCGCGAUGCUCUGACUGCCGUGUGUUUAUAUAUGGAGACACCCUAAAAAACAGUCAACCGGGAAAUGGUAACACAUGAACCUCCUCACUGGAAGGAACAUGGUUGAGAGGAGCAGUAAAUUUCUGUUCAUCGUUGUCGGCUCGGUUCUGUUCAUGCUGAUUUUGUAUCAGUACGUGGCUCCGGGGAUGAUGAACUUCGGCUCUCCGCACGGGUACAUGCUGGAAGACGAUGCGGAUCUCUUCCCGACUCCUGAUCCACAUUACGUGAAGAAAUUCUAUUUCCCCAUCAGGGAUCUGGAGCGGACUGUGGAUUUUGAAAUCAAAGGGGAUGAUGUGAUCGUGUUUCUCCACAUCCAGAAGACCGGAGGCACCACGUUCGGGAGGCACCUGGUCCAGAAUGUCAGGCUGGAGGUUCCGUGCGACUGUAGACCGGGACAGAAGAAGUGUACCUGUUACCGACCCAAUAGGAAAGAGACCUGGCUCUUCUCUCGGUUCUCCACCGGAUGGAGUUGUGGCUUACACGCGGACUGGACCGAACUGACCAACUGCGUACCGGGGGUUUUGAACAAAAAGGAGAACAGCAUGAAAAACCACAGGAAGUUCUACUACAUUACCCUGUUACGGGACCCCGUGUCUCGGUACCUAAGUGAGUGGAGACACGUCCAGCGCGGGGCCACGUGGAAAACCUCCCUGCACAUGUGCGACGGGCGAACGCCGACACCAGAGGAGCUGCCCCCCUGCUACGAGGGCACCGAUUGGUCGGGCUGCACAUUACAACAGUUCAUGGACUGUCCGUACAACCUGGCGAAUAACCGACAGGUGCGCAUGCUGGCCGACCUCAGCCUGGUGGGCUGCUACAACAUGUCCUUUAUUCCGGAGAAGAAGCGCGCGCAGGUGCUACUCGAGUCAGCCAAGAAGAACCUACGAGACAUGGCCUUCUUCGGCUUGACCGAGUUCCAGCGCAAAACGCAGUACUUGUUCGAACGGACCUUCCGCCUCAAGUUCAUCCGGCCCUUCAUGCAGUACAACAGCACGCGGGCCGCCGGCGUGGACCUGGACAACGACACGGUGCAGCGGAUCGAGGAGCUCAACGACCUGGACAUGCAGUUGUACGACUACGCCAGGGAUCUUUUUCAGCAGCGCUACAUGUACAAGCGACAACUCGAGCGAAGAGAGCAGCGCCUAAAGAACCAGCCCCUCUUCCACUUUCGUCGGGGGCCCAGCUCCGAUCCUGCUUUCAGGGAUGACAUGCCGGAGUCCGAGGCAUCCCGAUUACCCACGGAGGACUACAUGAAUCACAUCCUCAACCGCUGGUAGCAGUGCUGGGGGGAGGGGGACGGAAAAUACAGGUUGACGAGGAGGAAAAGGCUGCGAUCCCCAGGUCAAAUCAAGCGGGAGAGGAGCACCGCGAACGAGAAAGAGACAGAACUUUAGCGCCACCAUCGAAUAUGCCCCUCCCCCCUUCUGUUGUGCUCCAGGAUAUCCUGCGGACGUCUCGGAGAGGAAGGACUCAAAAUGCGUGAUGCUCUUCGUCGCUACUGCGAAGACGGUCAGAAAUGACUGACUAACUUAAAGCACUGAGCCUGAACUUAAAACUAAGAGGUGAAGACUUCUACUGGCGCAUUCGCCCACGGAAGGAAAAAAAAAACAUACAUAAAAAUUAUCGGAAUUAUAUUCACUGCAGAUUUUAAAAGAAUGAAUCGAAUGAAAUUGUAUAGAGGUAUUUGCUUAAAUGUCUGCUGCCAUUUCAGCCAUGAAUUUGUGACGAUAACGGUCUGUCUCUUUAUUUUUUAGUUUGUUAUGGUCUUAUUUCUUUUAAUUAUUUUUAAAAGGGAUUUUUCGUCCCUCAAAGAGGUAAAACUCACAGCACUGAGAUCAACAGAGCUGCCUAACACUUAUUGGAUGCAAUUUAUUAGCUUUUCAUAAUCAGUGAAGACUUGAAAAGGUGUGUUCUGUAGUCCUUUUUCGUGUGUAUUUGCACGUCGGUUGCAAAUUCCGAUGGACGGACAGACAAAGCGUGGACCAUAGCCAUUAUUUAAGCUUUCAGCAUACUGUAUGCGAAAAUCCCGUGAGCUAAGUGUACUAAUAUAACCUUACCGAAUGUUAGAGGUGUUUCGUUUGUCCGAUCUGACAAAUGUCUUGCGUGAUGUUAUUGGCCGACACAAAUUCGAAGUUGUCAUCAGCACCCAAUUUCUUGGUAGCUGAAGCGGGAACCUGGUGGAGAUCCAAAGAGGAAACUGUGUCUUAUUUUACACUUAGUAAGAAUGGGCUCUGCGUUUCUAAGCGAAGUCGUGCACUCUAAAUGCGAUUGAAUCGGUAAUGACGCCUGCGUGUCAGUCAAUAACAGGAGUGUCGUAGAGUUUGUGUGUAAGUGUGUGUGAAAGACAGAGCUUGUGAAACGCAAGAGCAGAAUGAAGAAGCAGCAAACGCAGCCUUUAUAAAUGUCACCACCAUUCCCAAUUCCCAGAGACUACUUAAUACUAUUAUUUAGUAUGCGGGUGGAUGGAGGAUGACUGUGUGUGUUUGAGAUUCUGAGCAGGAUGACUGUUUUAAGUAUGCAAGCAUGUUUGGGUGUUACUUUUUUCUGUACGAAUGUGUGCGAGCGUGAGUUUCAGAGUAAACAGUGUGUGAAUAAGGUAUCAGGAAGAAUUACCCCACUGGAAAUGUGUCCUUUCUGUUUAAUUGACUCUUAAGGUGUUAUGAUGGACGUUUUGACUUAAUGCUCUGCAAUGGGAAUUUGUUUGCUCAGUAACCAUAAAGACAGACUACUCUUCACUUACUGCAUAUUUAACCAAACCUAGUGUUAUGUUAUGUUAUUCAGGAACAAACGUCUUCUCAUGAACGAUCCGCAUAACACAUGUAUGGUCUUUAUGAAGGCAGCCCUUUAUUAAUAUCUCAAUGCGAUGCUGUCAUUCCCUUCUGCUGAUAUGCUCUUAAAGGAAACCCUCAGUGGGUUGUAGUAAUUGUUGGUUUCAUUGCAAAAUAGUUCGGUGACCAAUUUCUCAGUCUUAAUUCAACAAUGGCAUCCAGCCAAUCAGAAUAGAGUAUUGGUGUGCUUUAAAAAUGGUCACUACAUCCGACUGUCAAAUGUUAGGCCAGAAACAUACUCUAUAGUCAAAACUCAAGGGGUCAACAGAGUCACCUUCAAAUGUCUGUGCCAUUAAACCGUUGUUAUUCAGGUAACUAGCUAUAGAUGGUUUAACUUUGACUUAGCUAGAUUCUCUUCAAACUGUUGCUCAGCCGUGACGGUAUAGUUGACCUGAAAGAGAAAACUAUGCUAAAGCUUGCUAUAGCGCCCCUUGUGGUAAUGCUAAGAAUGCAACACACAUCUGAGUUGCAUUAUCAAUUGUAUUCUGACUGUUUUCAGAACAGUCUCUAAAAUGAAGCUAUAGGGGAAAUUACCUUCACCUACUCCUCUAGAGCAGUGUUUCCCAACCUUUUUUUAGUCGCGGCACCCUUUGGAAAUUUUAACA
Molecule: messenger RNA, 3663 nt
Organism: Sinocyclocheilus anshuiensis
Lineage: Eukaryota; Metazoa; Chordata; Actinopteri; Cypriniformes; Cyprinidae
Gene: hs6st1a
Product: heparan sulfate 6-O-sulfotransferase 1a
Exons: 2
Coding region: 266-1507 (413 amino acids)
Cellular component (GO): membrane
Molecular function (GO): heparan sulfate 6-sulfotransferase activity
Source: RefSeq, a predicted model, not a curated record